Messenger RNA from Anoplopoma fimbria (sablefish), 1979 nucleotides. Its product is annotated as hydroxycarboxylic acid receptor 2-like. The transcript has a single exon. The coding region runs from base 327 to 1340 and encodes 337 amino acids. Lineage: Eukaryota; Metazoa; Chordata; Actinopteri; Perciformes; Anoplopomatidae. The record is from RefSeq and is a predicted model, not a curated record. Gene Ontology annotation, biological process: G protein-coupled receptor signaling pathway. Gene Ontology annotation, molecular function: G protein-coupled receptor activity. Gene Ontology annotation, cellular component: membrane.
CCUGCUUUAUCUGAGUCACUUAAAUGGCCUCAGGUUGCUUGUUUUCCAGUUCUCCCACUCACUUCCCCCAUGAGUGAACCUUCUCGCCUGCAUAAUAGUUUUAUAAUGAAGCCGCUCUCCCCAGACAGAUAACAUUUACAGUUGUUUCCGCGCUCCUCUGGGUCAAUACCGCCUCCCCAGAGAUAACGCUUGGUGCACAGAUGUUUGUCCGAGGAUCGUUUGCAUGAACGCAAACACACGACACCCUACUAAAGAAGUCAGCUGGUGGAGCAUAACCUACGUUGACUCUGUUCAGAGCAGCAGCGGUUGUUUUUCCCACACCGAAGAUGAAUCUCUCCACGUCGAAGAUGAAUCUCUCCACGUCGGACGUGUGCUGCGCCUUCGAGUCGCCCUUGCUGGACCGGCUUCUGCCUCCGGUUCUGAUCCUGGAGUUCAUGUUCGGGCUGAUGGGGAACGUCGUGGCCUUGUGGAUGUUCAUCUUCCACAUGGACACGUGGAAGCCCAACGCCGUGUACCUGACCCACCUGGCCGUGGCCGACUCCAUCGUGCUGUUCUGCUUGCCCUUCAGGGCCGACUACUACCGGCGCGGCAAGGACUGGAUUCACGGAGACAUCAUGUGUCGCAUCCUGCUCUUCCUGCUGGCGGCCAACCGUGCGGCGGGGAUCUUCUUCCUCACCGCCGUCGCCGUCGACCGCUACUUUAAGAUCGUCCACCCGUUGAACCGGAUCAACCGGAUGGGUCUUGGCUACGCCCUCUGGGUCUCCUUCGCCCUCUGGGGUCUGAUCUUUCUCGCCACUGGGUACCUUCUCGCCAACGAGCACUUCUUCUACAACGGCAACCGAACGCAGUGCGAGAGCUUCAACAUCUGCAUGGGCUUCAGUCCCCUCUCCACCUGGCACAACACCUUCUACGUCACCCAGUUCUUCCUGCCCACGGCCAUCGUGGCCUUCUGCACCAUCCGGAUCACGUGGCAGCUGAGGGUCAGGACCAUGGACAAGCAGGGGAAGAUCAAACGGGCCGUUCAGUUCGUGGCGGCCGUGGCUCUGAUAUUCAUCACCUGCUUCUUUCCCAGCACGAUAUCGCGCAUCGCCGUCUGGAUCCUCAAGGCGUGGUACAACGAAUGCCGAUACUUCGAGGAGGCCAACCUGGCGUUCUACACCUCGGUGUGUUUCACCUACUUCAACAGCGUCCUCAACCCCGUGGUGUAUUACUUCUCCAGCCCGGCCUUCAGCGGCAGCUUCGACAAGCUCCUGAACAAACUGCUGAGACGGAGCGAGAUCACAGAUCAGACGGCUACAACUGAGAAUGACAUUUCCACCAGUGAUGGUAGAAAGGGUUAAAUCCCUGUUGUUACUCUAAUAAAUACAUAAAGCAUGUUAAAGGCCUGGCUACUGAUAGAAAUACUAUUACCCUAGUUUAAAACUAUAAUAUGAUGUAGGAAAGAGGUUUUGCUGUGUUGGUGAACAACACAAUUACCCACCUAAAGUACUAAUUAGCAGCUAAGUGCUGUGUACUUGUGUAGGUUAAACGAAAACCCUCGAGUGUUUUAAUUAGAGCAAUUAUUUUUAACAACGAAAAGGCUUCCGUUGCACGCUGACCCAGACUUGUUGCCCAGCAAAUGCUCAUAAAGGCAACAGUAUCUAUCAGAUAGAUUUUUUUUCUUUGUAAAGGAGUUCAUAAAACACUUUACAUAGUCAAUCACUGAUUAUCUGCUACCCAGUAACGUAAUAUUUACAGUAUAAAUCAGUUGAACAGCCAGAGGGAGGUUUUAAAAACUUAACGUGCAGUCGUUAAACUGUCAUUUAACACGUAAAUCAAACAUCACUGCAAAGUUUACCAGGAUAGCUCAGUCCAUGAAGGUAGUGAGAGUGCAGGGAAUUCCAACAAAUAAUGUCAAAGCAGUGUCUUUUUUUUUAAAUUUCUGUUUCUUUUUUCUGUUAUAUUUUGUUUUCAAUAAAUGAAUUAAAUAUUAUAAUGAC